Notothenia coriiceps (black rockcod) is the source of this 1802-nucleotide messenger RNA. RefSeq names its product membrane progestin receptor gamma-B. Lineage: Eukaryota; Metazoa; Chordata; Actinopteri; Perciformes; Nototheniidae. Gene Ontology annotation, molecular function: signaling receptor activity. Gene Ontology annotation, cellular component: membrane. The record is from RefSeq and is a predicted model, not a curated record. The transcript is spliced from 8 exons. Bases 19 to 1089 code for a protein of 356 amino acids.
GCAGCAACAGGAAUAAUCAUGUUCAGCCUCAUCAAAUUACCGCGAGUCUUCACCAUCAAUCAAGUGCCCAAAGUUUUCCACGAGGACGGCAUCGUCUCUGGAUACCGACACCCCCGCAGCUCAGCCACUGACUGCAUCCUGAGCCUCUUCCAGCUGACCAAUGAGACGCUCAACAUCUGGACCCACUUUCUACCCACCUGGUAUUUCCUAUGGAAGACAGGGACUGUGGUGCUGAUGCUGACAGCGUGGAAGGACUUCUUCACCUGGCCUCUGGUCAUCUUCCUGCUCUCCUGCUGCAUUUACCCGCUGGCGUCCAGCUGUGCUCACACCUUCAGCAGCAUGUCGGAGCGGGCACGCCACAUCUGCUUCUUCUUCGAUUAUGGCGCCCUUAGUUUCUACAGCCUGGGGUCUGCAAUCAGCUACUCAGCUUAUGUUUUCCCGGACGAGUGGGUGAACAGCCUCUUCCACCAAUGCUACGUCCCCAUAGCUGUGCUCAACACUGUGGUGUGCACCGGCCUGGCCUGCUACUCCAGGCUUGGCUUACCAUUUCUGCAAUAUAAUCAUGACAUCGUAAAGAGAUUUCCUGUGAGUCCAAAGUUCAGCAAAUACCUCCGUGUUGUUGCCUUUGCCUACCCUUACCUGUUUGACAACAUUCCUCUGUUCUACAGGGUUUUUCUGUGUGUAGGAGAGGGCUGUGCAGACAAUGACACAAACAUCCUCCACUGCAAACACAUCACCUUGGCUUUCCUCACAGGCUUUCUGUUUGCCACACAUUUACCUGAGCGCCUGGCACCUGGCAGCUUCGACUACAUAGGUCACAGCCAUCAACUCUUCCAUGUGUGCGGUAUCCUCGGCACACACUUCCAGAUGAAGGCCAUUGAACAGGACAUGAUGACACGGCGACCCUGGCUCCUUCAAAAUUCCAUACCCAUCACCUUUUCCAACUCAGUGGGUGCAGGGCUGCUCUGUGUGGUGGUGAAUCUGACUAUCAUCCUCCUCUUCAGUCUACCUCUCCUCUCUGCUCCAGUCUGUAAAGAAAGGCAACAUGGUCUAAAGAAAGUAUAUGCUAAGAGUUGCCCCUGCUGCUGAACCUCUGGCUCCAUUAGCAACGGCUAAGGAUUCCCAGCACUUCACAACACAUGCAGACAUAGAAUGCAAUAGGGGGACAUAAAAACAUUUUAAAGAAGACUCCUGAGCAAAGAGGAGCUGAUCUGCAUUAAAGUUAUGGUGGUGUUUGGUCUACAGACAUCACUGGGAUGAUUGCUGUUACAUGAGUCAGUAAACUUAAAAUGAUAACUUGCACAAACUGGAAAUUAUCUGUUUAAAAAAAUACAAAUGUAGGAUGUAAACUACACUAGGCACUGCUGUAUAUGUUUAUAAGCUAUUUGUUGCUCAAUACUCUGAUUUCCACUCACGUGGAGUAUGAAGUGAUGGCCAGCAUCAAGGAACAGCAUCUAUGUAAAAUAAAAAAUGCUAACAUCACUGUCAAUUUUAAAUUGUAGUGCUGCAUUUAAAGUACUUCUGAGUGCAUGUAUUUGAUAUAUGCACAUCAUUCGUAUAAAACAUGAAACGUAUUGACAAGGGAAGGGAAUUUAUGAGAUGCCUUCAAAGAAGCAGUUUAAUGAAGUUAGAUUUAAAUGACUGUUAAUGUAUUAUAUGUAACACAGAUUAAAUACAGAGUCGUUUAUGUCCCUCAUAUUAUGGCUGUUUCUGUCCCUGUAUAAUUUUGAAACGUGCCACAUUGUGCCUUAAUGAUGCAAAACUGAAAAGUAUUUAUGUGCAAUAUUAUUUAUUAUUGUUUU